Fraxinus pennsylvanica is the source of this 312-nucleotide messenger RNA. The record is from the annotation of a GenBank genome assembly. Lineage: Eukaryota; Viridiplantae; Streptophyta; Magnoliopsida; Lamiales; Oleaceae.
AUGGUCAGCUCAACGUCCGUUCCGUGCCCUCCACCACCAGCCACCCCAAGCGGUGGCCACGGCCACAAACCCCACCCACCAUCAAAGGGAACGUGCCCUGAAGAUACUCUAAAGUUAGGAGUGUGUGCCAAUUUGUUAAAUGGCUUGGUGAACGUAGUUGUUGGAACCCCUCCACAAACUCCAUGCUGCUCCCUUGUCCAAGGUCUAGCCGAUCUCGAGGCUGCAGUUUGCCUUUGCACUGCUAUUAAAGCUAAGGUUUUGGGCAUUAACCUUAAUGUACCAGUUUCCCUCAGCUUGUUGCUUAUCUACUAA